AUGGAUCCUGUUCUCGAUGCCGACGAAGAUCCACGAGACUGGUCAAUCGAUCAAGUCGUCUACGAACUCUGCCAAAGCCCGAUCCCACGUUGGCUGUCAAAGCAGAAGCCUCAGUCGAUCCCCGACCGCCAUGGCCUGGAGGAUGCGCUUCGGCGAAACCACGUCGAUGGGGACAAUCUCCUCGCUCUCGACAUGCCAACUCUGAAAGAAGACCUAGGGAUAUCAUCUUUUGGUCAGCGACGGGCCAUUAUGAAAGCUAUUGAGUUCUUCCGGGCGACGUCGAGAAGUUACCAGCAGAUGUUAUUUCAGGCGGACAGCAUUGCCAGGAUGCACACAGCCACCUUUGCCUCCCCUCAAUUGACCCAGUCUCGAACAUCGAUCGUCCCACAAUCCCCUGCGCACUAUGGUCUCGGCGUUCAACCGUCUAUCGAGCCGUCACAUACCUUGCAAUCACCCAUAGCGAGCCAGCAGCAGAGCGCUGUUAAGGAUCCUACUUUCAUCUCGUCUAAACUCGCGACUUCCAACUCUCAGAACCCCUCGGGCUCGACUCCUCGACCUCGACAUUAUCCUCCCCAGGACGAUGUACAAACAAGAUCAAGCCCUACUGCCGCAAGCCCAUCAGAGGAUGCUACGGUCAACUUCGCGAGUAAAGCCUGUGAUCAACUUCCUCUCUUACAACAUCCAGAAAGAGAAUAUAGCCUUGUAAAUGGCAAGAAGAAGAUCGCCCCAACUCUCGUCUCUCACUUACCAGAGGCAACUCCAACAAAGUUGAGUCGCGAGAGCUACCUCGGACAGGAAGCGCAUCCUCUGCAAGACGUUUUCUACUGCAAAGCUCCGACUGGAUUUACGGAUGAGAUUAUCUAUCAAGUUGCUGCCGAGGGACCAGAUUCAUUCGUCAUCUCCACCAAGCGUCCUUCCGGACAACGUCGCAUAAUAGCUAGACUAAUCAAGUCUUUCCUACGCCAAAGCACGACUACUCUAUGGCCAAGCGGGCAGAAAAUCAAGAUACCCUAUGACAGGUCUAGGAUUAAACCUCCAUACUCGAAACAAUACUUCACUUCAUUCCCACGAGGCAAGGAUGGGGCAAGAGUACAUAAAGUAGAGGACUUUACAGAGCUCAACGUCACUCAGGAUAAUCAUCGGCGAGGUUCCGCCAGCAUUGCUCCCGACAGCUCCAAUGCAACGUGGUUGGAAGAAAAGGUAAUUGGGUCCAAUGUGCUAGACCUAGACUACCUUCUGGACAAGUACCCAGUUGAGUCAUCCGAUGGGCUUCCUCUCUAUGGGGAUUCUGGAGAUGAAAAUGAUCUCGACGAAGACACGUGGAGGGAAAUAGAGAAAGGGAAGGCUGAGGAAGAGAACUUGCGCCGCACAUCUGUCAACAUGGCGCCAGUCGAGGUUGAGGUCGCGAUCAACGAUGCCAUAGACGAAUUGAAGCAGGAAUGGUACGCAACGAAGUUCUUCGCCGUCCAGAGGAAGGCUUAUCGCCACUGGCUAAACGCAGCUCGACAAAACAGCCGAAAAGAAAAGAUCGCAUAUUUCAACCACUGCAAGACUCGGUUUCUGGUCCGACUGGACAUCCUCAAACGUGAGAUUGCUAAAAAUGUCUGGCGGACGCCAGCCGAGGUUAAGAGGCAAUGCCAAAGUCUCGAAUUGACCGUUUAUCAGUAUCACGAAUACAAUUACUAUGGCCAGAUCAUGCUCCGAGACACUGCACCUCCAAAGCCCGAUAACAAAGCACCAGUUCGGAGCCCAAGACAUCACGAUCUUGAGGAAGGCGAAGAGAUUCUCGAAUCUGAUUCUGAGAUAGAAAUCUCUACAGAAGAAGGUGGGCAGUCGUUCGUGGAUGAGUCGGAGGAGGAGGGUUCCAUUCAUCACAUCCCUGAUAGUGAGGACUGGAACCCUGUCAUCCCAAGUACAACAAAACAGCCCGAUCCAUCGGUUGUGGAUCCAAGGACUUCAUCUCCAGCUCCUCCCUCCAAUACUCGCGAGUCACCACUACCUGACGUCCACGCCAACGAUGCUGAUGUUGAAAGCGACACCGAGGACGAGAUCAUUACACCAGCACGUCGGAAGAUAAAGCGCAUGAAGACAGAAACAACCCAGACGCCGAAUGCUAAACGUACCAGUGUGAAAUCAAAAGCACCCAGGUCACAACAACUCCCUUCCGAUACCUCGGACCUCGAUGGCUCCCCACGUCUUGCGAACUCUAGAUAUCGAAGUAAAGGACCCUCUUCAGCCCUUGUUGAUCUGACGUUCAGUUCUCACUCAGAGCCAGAAAGAAUCGCCAACGACACGUCCACCGACUUCAGUGUUCAUACACCGAAACUCAAUCCAAUUCGAGCUGAGACUCCGCAGGACUCGAGGAGUCGUGUUCAUAUUAUUGACUCAUCUGGUUCUGAAGCGGAGCGCAUAUCUUCUCGGGAUGACACUAUCUUACCAGCAGUAUACGAUUUUCAGGGUAUACGGCGUACAUCAUGGUCAGAUAUAGACCCCAUCGAUAAACGAAGAGCGCUUGCAAAGGCUGUAUACGACCUUGAGCCAGAUCAGGUCUCACGGCUGGAUUCAUUUCUUGAUUCUAUGACCGGUUCUCGCACCGCCCAGGAGACGGUUAUUGUUGACGGACUCGUCGCUCUCGACGAAGAUAAACCCAUCAUAAAAGGUCUGAAGCAAAAACAUCAGUUGAGCGCUCAAUUACUGGUGCUACUUUACCUAACAUACAUUUGCGGUCAAAAUGCGUUGGACGAGUUUUUUGAGCUGUCGGAAGCCCACAGAGACGAAGCAUUUGCGGACAAAGAUCGCGCGCUUGCUACAUUUUACAGUUUAUUGGAGAAGAUCAUCUUGACUUACUUCGCAAUGCAAACCAGGCCUCAAACACAAACCAACGGCCAGAAAAGAAAGCGAGAUUUAUGCGUUCCUGACGACCAAAUAACAGAUGCGACUUUGACUGAUUCGUUGGAAGAGGUUCAACCUUCGUCUCACAAGAAGCGUAAGCGCAAGGUGGAAGAAAGCCAGGAGGCAAAAAGCCAACAAUUCACGGACCAGGUUAGAAUUCAAUUGCAAGAAGAGCGACGCAAGAACAUGGCCAACAAACUUGCCCUUAUGCAAGUCGAUGGAAGUGCCGCCUACAUUAUCAACACGGUAGAGCCACCAGUUGAACUUCACCGACAUAUCGCUCAACGUGUCAAACCUCAUCAAGUCAAUGGCAUUCAAUUCAUGUGGCGCGAAAUUGUCGAAGAUCCAAAACGUCAGGGCUGCAUCCUAGCACACACAAUGGGUCUCGGUAAGACGAUGCAAGUGGCCUCUCUUCUAGUGAUGAUUGCUCUUUGCAAUCAGAGCAAUGAUAAGAAUGUCAGAAACCACAUCCCAGAACAUCUACGAAAAAGCAAGACUCUUAUUCUUGGCCCUUCUUCGCUCCUCAACAACUGGGAAGAUGAGCUUCUGAUGUGGACCCCUGACCCUAAUGUUUUAGGCGUAAUUCACAAAGCCGAUUCGAUCAGGAAACAAGACAACAUCCGAGCGAUCAAAGCCUGGUCUAGGCGAGGCGGUAUUCUCCUGACCGGAUACGAACGUUUUAGAUCAUCAAUCACUGACAGCAUUCGCGCGAAGGCAAAAGGCACUGGCUUGCUUGAGCUUGACCUUGAACGGAUUCUCUUGGAAGAACCAAAUCUUGUCAUUGCAGAUGAAGCUCACAUACUGAAGAAUCCCAAGUCACAAAUAGGCCAGAUUGCCAAACGCUUGAAGACAACAAGCAGAAUUGCGCUGUCGGGUUCACCUCUCAACAAUCAUCUCGAGGAGUACCAUACUAUGGUAGACUGGAUCGCUCCUGGUUAUCUAGGAGAUAUGGUCCAAUUUCGCUCCAAGUACUCGGAACCUAUCAUGGAGGGACUUUAUUCUGACAGCUCGGCGUACGAGAAGCGGAUAUCCCUUCGAAAAUUACAUGUGCUCAAACGGGAUCUUGAUCCCAAAAUCAAUCGAGCUGAUAUCAGCGCCAUUGAGAAAGAUAUGCCCUCGAAGACUGAGUUCUUCAUCACGAUUCCCCUUACAGACUUGCAGAGACAGGCAUACGACAUCUAUAUUCAUCAUAUGCUGCAGUCAUUCGGGGUCUUGUCGUCGAAGAAUCACCAUGCCAGAAUUAUGGCGUGGCUAUCAAUGCUCUCAUGGCUCUGCCACCAUCCUGCCGCGUUCGUUGCAAAAAUCAAGGAGCGUCAUGAAAAGCCGAGAGAGGAUCGCUAUUAUGGCAACGACACUGGCGAGCCUAACGAGAGUACAGACGAGACCUCGGGAUUCGGUGAAGUUAGCGAGAACGUUGCUCUCGACAUCGCAGGCUCCCUACAAGAGGCUAUGCAGCAAGCGCUGCAGGUGCUCCCAGAUCCGAGCGACAGAAAGGCACUCUACGAUCCAAGGCUAUCCUACCGCACGCUUGCUGUAAAGCGCAUCGUUGAAAAGGCGAUUGAAGCUGGAGAUAAGACCUUAAUCUUCAGCCACAGCCUCCCCACAUUGGAUUACUUGGGACAAAUGUUGAGGGGAAUAGGCGUAUCCUUCUGUCGCAUUGACGGUUCAACUAAACCGACGGACAGGCAAGCUUUCACCAAAGAAUUCAACAAUAAGGACAACUACCAGGUGUUCCUGAUUUCUAUCCGAUCCGGAGGCCUCGGGCUAAAUUUACAGGGCGCAAACCGAGUGAUCAUUUUCGACUUCAGCUUCAAUCCAACCUGGGAACAGCAAGCGAUUGGGCGAGCAUAUCGACUGAAUCAGAAGACACCUGUGUUUGUUUAUCGAUUCCAGGCAGGUGGAACAUUCGAGGACAAACUGUUCAAUACUGCCGUCUUCAAGACCCAGCUGUUCGGCCGCGUCGUCGACAAGAAAAAUCCAAGACGACAUGCGAGUAAGGCAGCACAUACCGAAUACCUAUUCCCGGUCAGGGACGUGCCACAAGUUGACUUUCGCGACUCUCUCGGAAAGGAUCCGAAGGUUCUUGAUGCUAUCAUUCACGAACUCGACUUCGUUCGUAGCAUUGUGUUGACCGAGACCUUCCAGAAGGAAGACGACGAACAGCUAGACGACGAAGAGCAGAAGGUUGCAGAAGAGGAGUACAACGAUCAGCGUUUGCAGCGAGAAGACCCCAUCGCAUGGCAAGCGAAACAGCGACAAAGCUUAUCAAACACCAAUCUGAUAUCUUCAUUCUCGAAUCCGGAUCCGACGCUCCACUCUGGGAGAGCCGCAUUUGGACAGAGAAUAGGUCCCGGCGCCCAUAGAUCAAAGUCGUCCGCGAUCAGACCGAUAUUACCAGCUCCAUUCGAGAGAGCAGAUCUGAAUAGUCCGCAACCACCUCAGGCUUACCACACAACCAUUCAUAUGCCUGGCUCGUAUGACGAUACAUUCCAGGCCUUCGUCCAACUAAUGGAAAAUCGUCAUCGUGCUGUAAGCACAGAGCCGGACUGGUAG
Molecule: messenger RNA, 5445 nt
Organism: Fonsecaea monophora
Lineage: Eukaryota; Fungi; Ascomycota; Eurotiomycetes; Chaetothyriales; Herpotrichiellaceae
Exons: 1
Coding region: 1-5445 (1814 amino acids)
Cellular component (GO): nucleus
Molecular function (GO): ATP hydrolysis activity; ATP binding; ATP-dependent chromatin remodeler activity
Source: RefSeq, a predicted model, not a curated record